AGCGCAGCGCGGCGGGGCCGGCGGCAUGGCUGUGUCCUGGAGGAGCUGGCUGGCCAACGAAGGGGUUAAACACCUCUGCCUGUUUGUCUGGCUCUCCCUGAAUGUUUUGCUUUUCUGGAAAACCUUCCUGCUGUAUAACCAAGGGCCAGAGUAUCACUACCUCCACCAGAUGUUAGGGCUAGGAUUGUGUCUAAGCAGAGCCUCCGCAUCUGUUCUUAACCUCAACUGCAGCCUUAUCCUUCUACCCAUGUGCCGGACACUCCUGGCCUACCUUCGAGGAUCCCAGAAGGUUCCAAGCAGGAGAACCAGAAGACUGUUGGAUAAAAGCAGAACAUUCCAUAUAACCUGUGGUGUUACUAUCUGCAUUUUUUCAGGUGUGCACGUGGCUGCCCAUCUGGUGAACGCCCUCAAUUUCUCAGUAAACUACAGUGAAGAUUUCGUGGAACUGAAUGCUGCAAGAUACCGAGAUGAGGAUCCUAGAAAACUUCUCUUCACAACUGUUCCUGGCCUGACAGGGGUCUGCAUGGUGCUGGUGCUCUUCCUGAUGAUUACGGCUUCUACAUACGCAAUACGAGUUUCUAAUUAUGACAUCUUCUGGUAUACUCAUAAUCUCUUCUUUGUCUUCUACAUGCUGCUGAUGUUGCAUGUUUCAGGAGGGCUGCUGAAGUAUCAAACUAAUUUAGAUACCCACCCUCCUGGCUGCAUCAAUCUUAAUGGAACCCACUACCAGAAUAUUCAUUUACAAGAUUAUCUCUCAGAACAUUUUCGUGAAUCUUUUCCUGAAGGAUUUGCAAAGCCAGAUGAACUUACCCAAAAGAGAUUUGUGAAGAUUUGUAUGGAAGAGCCCAGGUUCCAAGCUAAUUUUCCACAGACUUGGCUUUGGAUUUCUGGACCUUUGUGCCUGUAUUGUGCUGAAAGACUUUACAGGUGUAUCCGGAGCAAUAAGCCAGUCACCAUCAUCUCGGUCAUACGUCAUCCCUCAGAUGUCAUGGAAAUCCGAAUGGUCAAAGAAAAUUUUAAAGCGAGACCUGGCCAGUAUAUUAUUCUACAUUGUCCCAGUGUGUCUGCGUUAGAAAACCAUCCAUUUACCCUCACAAUGUGUCCUACUAAAACCAAAGCAACAUUUGGUGUCCACCUCAAAAUAGUAGGAGACUGGACAGAACGAUUUCGAGACUUACUACUUCCUCCAUCUAGUCAAGACUCUGAGAUUCUACCCUUCGUUCAAUCUAGAAAUUAUCCCAAGCUGUACAUUGAUGGUCCAUUUGGAAGUCCAUUUGAGGAAUCCUUGAACUACGAGGUUAGCCUCUGUGUGGCCGGAGGCAUUGGAGUAACUCCAUUUGCAUCAAUACUCAACACCCUGCUGGAUGACUGGGAACCGUACAAGCUCAGAAGACUAUAUUUUAUUUGGGUGUGCAGAGACAUCCAGUCCUUCCGUUGGUUUGCAGACUUACUCUGUGUGUUACAUAACAAGUUUUGGCAAGAGAACAGACCUGACUAUGUCAACAUCCAGCUGUACCUCAGUCAAACAGAUGGGAUACAGAAGAUAAUUGGAGAAAAAUACCAAGCGCUGAAUUCAAGACUUUUUAUUGGACGUCCUCGGUGGAAACUUCUGUUUGAUGAAAUAGCAAAAUGUAACAGAGGGAAAACAGUUGGUGUUUUCUGCUGUGGACCCAGUUCAAUUUCUAAGACCCUUCAUAAACUGAGUAACCGAAACAAUUCAUAUGGGACAAGAUUUGAAUACAAUAAAGAAUCUUUCAGCUGAAAACCUUUGAGAUGAACCAGGACUCUGAACAAGGAAUGAGUGCAAUUUCUAAGACUGAAACUCAGCUGAAUCAACCAGCUGUGUCAUACCAAAGAGUAGCAAGGUUUUCUUAUUUAUGAUUAUUUAAAAUGGAAAUACAGAGAAUGUGGCAAGAUGACAGGUCACAUUACAUGUUUAAUCUGGAAACCAAAGAGGCCCUGAAGAAUAGUUGAUGUGAUGAUUCACUUUUCAAUGCUCAGAUUAAAAGAAAACUAUUAGAUGCACACUGUUGAUUUUUAUGGCAGAUUCAAGAACUCCCUAGUGAGGAGCUGUGCUUGCUCACUGUGACGCUGAUAGCCUUGGUCCUCUUUAAAUUGUUUUUGGUUGAACAAAUGCAACAUUGAACAAAAUUAAAAAUUCAUUGAAACUCAGAUUACAUUUUCUACGUGAGUUUAAACAAGAGUAGCUUUGAUUUUGAAAAGCUUCAGGCAAAUAUAUUAGAUGUUUGAAGAUAUAGCACAGGACUCUAUUAAUACGGGUACUUUGUAUCUAAUCUUCCUCACUACUGAUGCUAAUACCUCUGUUUGAUGUCUGUAGACUUUAUGCUAAAUGAACUUUUAUAAAUGUUGAUAUAGUAUCUAUUUUUACAUUUUUCUUUCUUCUUUUUUCCUGUCUAUAAGGAAAUCUUCCCUCCUUUGCAUGCAUUAGAGACAGUGAUUUAAUAGGCCCUUUCCAUCCACAAUUUACUUAAUCUAUUACUGUUGCAUAGUAAUGAGGAAAAUAUCAUUACUCUAAAUUAUAAAGAAAUAUAUAGACUUUCCUUUUUCAGCA
Molecule: messenger RNA, 2572 nt
Organism: Lynx canadensis (Canada lynx)
Lineage: Eukaryota; Metazoa; Chordata; Mammalia; Carnivora; Felidae
Gene: NOX4
Product: NADPH oxidase 4
Exons: 18
Coding region: 26-1762 (578 amino acids)
Biological process (GO): defense response; superoxide anion generation
Cellular component (GO): plasma membrane; NADPH oxidase complex
Molecular function (GO): superoxide-generating NAD(P)H oxidase activity
Source: RefSeq, a predicted model, not a curated record